AUGGAAAAUUCUGACGCCGAUGUCGCAAUUGUACAGGAACCCUAUUACUAUAAUUCUUUUUUACCAAUUUUUCCUUCUUCCUACCGGAUUUUCUUUGAUACACAUAGUGACACCAUCAAAGCUGCUAUUAUUAUUCGGAAUAAGCAAGUAUCUAUCUUUUUAGAUUUAAAGAAUCUUAGCUACAAUAUGGUUCUUCUUCAUGCUUCUUACCUUAAGUCCGAGUUUAUUUUGCUUUCAUACUAUUUUGAACCCAGUAAAAAUAUUGAAGAUGAUCUUAGCAAAAUUAAUGAUGCUCUUUCUACCAAAAACUGCAGUAAAUUAAUUUGGGCUAUGAAUGCCAAUAGUAAAUCUGAAAUAUGGUUCAGUCCUUUUUCGGAUUCGCGCAGUGCUAAGCACUGUGAUUUUUUUAGCAUGUAUCAUCUUUUCGUGAUUAACGAAGAUUGCGGCCCCACUUUUUGCGGUUCCCAGGGUUCCAGCUAUAUUGAUGUUACGGUUGUGGGAACUGAUCUUCUUGGUGAUGUUUCUAGUUGGAGUAUUCCAGACUAUGAAUCUUUGUCGGAUCAUCUUACUAUUGAAUUUGAUAUUGCUCUUUCUCCUCAUAUUUCUUCUUCAAUUUAUCAACCAAUUCGCUUUAAUGUUAACAAAGCAAAGUGGGACCGUUUCUACUUUUUCUGCAAGGAUAAAAUUAACAAUCUUACUAACCUCUUAGAUUCCUGUACGGAUCGUAAUUCUCUUUACACUAUCACAGAUGACUUAGGUUCUGUUAUCUACCAAGCUUCUAAGCUUUCAAUGCCUAUUAAGAAACACGGAGCUCAUAAAGUGCCCUGGUGGACCACAGAAAUUAACUGUAUGAGGAAACAAGUUAAUGCAGCAAGGCGAAGAUUUCAAAGAACUCAUAACUCUUCUAUAAGAGAGUUCUACAGACAAAAAUAUCUACAACUCAAAAAAAUUUACG
Parasteatoda tepidariorum (common house spider) is the source of this 955-nucleotide messenger RNA. NCBI's taxonomy places the organism in Eukaryota, Metazoa, Arthropoda, Arachnida, Araneae, Theridiidae. The record is from RefSeq and is a predicted model, not a curated record.